This is a messenger RNA of Arachis stenosperma, 1986 nucleotides long. Its product is annotated as pollen receptor-like kinase 4. Gene Ontology annotation, biological process: protein phosphorylation. Lineage: Eukaryota; Viridiplantae; Streptophyta; Magnoliopsida; Fabales; Fabaceae. The transcript has 3 exons. Gene Ontology annotation, molecular function: protein binding; protein kinase activity; ATP binding. The coding region runs from base 1 to 1986 and encodes 661 amino acids. The record is from RefSeq and is a predicted model, not a curated record.
AUGGCAUUCACUGUUUGUAGCUCUUAUUGCAUCACAAUAUCCAUUGUUCUCGUAGUGUGCGGUGUUGUUGUUGUUCCCUCUCACGGAGCCACAGAAUCGGAACUGCUCCUCGCCGUGAAGGAUAAAUUACAGAACACCAAAGAGUUAUCUUCAUGGACACCAUCUACGACUCCGUGUUCAGGUAGAAAAGCAAACUGGAAAGGUGUUCUUUGCAAUAAUGGGGUAGUAACCGGGCUGCAGCUUGAGGGUAUGGGGCUCAAGGGUGUCAUUGAUAUCGAUUCUCUCAAGGGUUUACCAAAUCUUAGAACCAUAAGUUUCAUGAAUAAUGAACUUGAGGGUCCAAUGCCACAAAUCAACAAGCUAAACGGUUUGAGGUCGGUAUACCUUUCAAACAAUAAGUUUUCUGGUGUUCUUCCGGACAACGCCUUCCAAGGCAUGGUAUGGUUGAAGAAAAUCUAUUUGUCAAACAAUAAGCUUACGGGUCCUAUUCCGGAAGGUUCUCUGACCAAAUUGCCAAAGCUUAUGGAGUUGAAGUUGGAUGGCAAUCAAUUUACUGGGCCUGUUCCCAACUUGCCACAGACUUCAUUGACCUCACUUAGCUUCGCAAACAACAAGUUGCAAGGCCCAAUUCCAGAUUCCAUGUCCAAGAUGCCCUCUGCUUCCUUUUCUGGUAAUGAAGAGUUAUGUGGACCGCCUUUGGGAGAAUGUAAGAACCAGAGCCAAGACCAGAAUCAGAAUAACGACGACAAGAGGAAGCACACAACCAUGAGCAUUGUUGUGGUUGUCGUAGCUGUGGUGGUGGCAUUGAUAGUGAUUGCAGUAGUAAUGUUCAUCCUUUUUUACCGUAGGAAACAAGCGAAAAAACGAGAAACAGAAUCAUCGAUGGAGAGUCAAGAAAUAGGCGCACCGCAACUGAGGAAAGGUAAAUCAAAUCAAUUUGGGAAUGAGAUCAGAAGCAGGUCAAUUAGAUCGGUAAGCUCCAACCACAGCAGAAGAGGAGGGGAUCACAUGAAGUUGUCGUUCAUAAGGGAAGACGGAGAGAAAUUCGAGCUGCACGAUUUGCUGAGAGCUUCGGCUGAGAUCAUGGGAAGUGGAUGUUUCAGUUCUUCAUACAAGGCUUCUCUACCCAAAGGGCAAAUGAUAGUGGUGAAGAGGUACAAGCAGAUGAACAAUGUAGGAAGGGACGAGUUCCAUGAACACAUGAGAAGGAUUGGAAGGUUGAAUCACCCAAAUCUGCUUCCUCUUGUGGCUUACUACUACAGAAAGGAGGAGAAGCUCUUGGUUACUGACUUAGUUAAGAAUGGAAGCUUGGCUGUUCGCCUUCAUGGGUACCAAAGUCUUGGACUAGAAAGUCUUGAUUGGCCAGCGAGGUUGAAGAUUGUGAAAGGAAUAACCAAAGGUCUUGAAUAUCUAUUCAAGGACUUGCCAAGCCUUAUAGCACCACAUGGAAACCUUAAAUCCUGCAAUAUUCUUCUAACAGAAUCUCUUGAGCCACUCCUCUGUGACUACGGAUUGAUUCCACUUAUAAACCAGGAACUCGCCAAGGACAUCAUGGUUGUGUACAAGUCCCCAGAGUACUUGAACAAUGGAAGAAUCACAAAGAAGACUGACGUGUGGUGCCUUGGAAUCUUGAUCCUGGAGAUUCUCACUGGAAAGUUCCCUGAGAAUUUCUUGCAGCAGGGUAAAGGGAGCGAGGUGAGUCUCGCAAGUUGGGUUCGUUCCAUUGCCCCAGAAGAAUGGACCAAGGAGGUCUUUGAUAAGGAGUUAAUGGGAGCGAUCAAGACCAGUGAGGGAGAGAUGGUGAAGCUGUUGAAUAUUGCGAUGGCGUGUUGUGAAGAGGAUUUGGAGAAAAGGUGGGACUUGAAAGAAGCAGUUGAGAAGAUUGAAGAGAUUAGAGAGAAGGAUCAAGAAGAUGAUUUCUUCACUGUUGCUGAUGAUGCGGAUGUAGGGUCUACAAGGACUUUGUCUGGUGAAAUCAAUUUCUAG